Amorphotheca resinae ATCC 22711 is the source of this 3111-nucleotide messenger RNA. RefSeq lists its product as hypothetical. Gene Ontology annotation, molecular function: small GTPase binding. NCBI's taxonomy places the organism in Eukaryota, Fungi, Ascomycota, Leotiomycetes, Helotiales, Amorphothecaceae. Gene Ontology annotation, biological process: protein import into nucleus. The coding region runs from base 1 to 3111 and encodes 1036 amino acids. The transcript is spliced from 5 exons. The record is from RefSeq and is a predicted model, not a curated record. Gene Ontology annotation, cellular component: nuclear envelope; cytosol.
AUGGCGGGAACCAUGGAAGAUCAACUGCUGCAGUUACUAGCAGACACGCAUCUCCCCGCCGAGGGACCCCGCAAGCAGGCCGAGCUACACCUGCAGCAAGCACAGAGCAACCCGGCGUUCCCUAGCAGCCUCGCUGCCAUUGCCAGCCAUAACUCUGUGAGCACGGAUAUCCGCCAGAGCGCGCUGGUGGCGCUCAGAGGCUUCGUCGAGAAGAAUUGGAGUGGGGAGAAUGACGAUGGCCCAACUGUCCCCAUCGCUGAGCCUACGAGGGAGCAGUUGCGCGGUCAGCUUCUGCAGCUCGCUAUCAGUGACGAUGCGGACCGCAAGAUCAAGAGCGCAGCGAGCUACGUCGUUAGCAAGAUUGCCAAUAUCGACUUUCCUGACCAGUGGCCGAACCUCCUCCCUGCCAUCCUCCAGGUUAUUCCCAAUGCCUCCGAUGCCCAGUUACAUGGUGCCCUGAAGGUGCUGUCGGACCUCGUGGACGACUGCUUGAGCGAGGACCAGUUCUUCUCGGUGGCGCACGAUAUUGUCAAGGUCGUCUAUGACGUGGCUGUCAACGAGAACCGGAAGCCGAUUCUACGGGCCCUGGCAGUAUCAGUGUUCCGUGGCUGCUUUGACAUAAUGGAUAUGGUGAAGGAUGAGCACGGACCAGAAGUCAAAGGAUUCGCAGAUGGAGCCCUGAAAGCGUGGUCGCCGUUCUUCAUGGAUGUUAUGAAGAAGACCUUACCUGAGCGGCCUCAGGGGAGCGAUGAGGGCUACGAGAGUGGUAGAGAUGACCGAUCAGAAAUGUGGAGAGGGAUCAUUGCGUUGAAGUUGCAGGUUGUCAAGACCCUGAUGAAAAUUCGAUCAGUGUUUCCCCAGCUGCUACUGCCACAGAGCCCUGCGCUGUUCACUGUGACAUGGGAGGAAUUGUCAAUAAUUCAACAGCCAUACAAGGAUAUGUAUAUCGACAAUGAUGAACAAGGACGGCUCGAGGAUGCAGAUGGCCUGCCCUAUACACUGGACUUCUUGGUUCUAGAGGAGCUUGACUUCCUGCAGUCAUGUCUAAGAGCCCCUCCUGUUCAGAAGGAACUGGAAGCACAGAUACAAGCACACGGUGCAGUUUCUGCAACACCUUUCGUUAUGGACGUCAUGAAAUUAGCAGUCGGCUAUGCACAAAUCCCUAAGGAGGAAGAAGACUUAUGGGACAUCGAUGUCAAUCUUUUCUUGGCCGAGGAAACGUCCGUUACAGCCAACUAUACUGCUCGCACUGCUUGUGGUGAUUUGCUCAUCAAGCUAGGCGAGUGGCUACAUCAGGGCGCUCUAGAAGGUCUGCUGGCAUACACUCAGGCUCUUUUUGCUUCGGAAGGUGCUUCAUGGAGAACACGAGAAGCAUCGCUGUUCCUUGUGACCCAGCUCAUGAACGACUUUAUGGACGUAGACAAGAAGGUGGCUCCUGAAAUCGCAGGUUCAUACAUGGCUUUGAUCGAUUACGCCAUCAACCGAGCAGAGGAGCCACUUCUUCGAGCCCGCGGCUACUUGGUUGCUGGCAUCCUCGUUCAGAGCAUUCCAGAUGUUGCUCUUGCCUUGCUCGACCGUACGAUCAAAGCAGUCAACGCCGACGAGGCUGAGGUGGUCAAAGUUUCCUGCAUCAAAGCCCUUCAAGGAUUUAUCAAAGCAAACGCAGUGCCAGCUGAUAGGCAAAUUGCCAUUGUGGCCUCGAUAUCAGAGUUCCUUUACGCUAAAGACCUGACAGACCUUGAAGAUGCGGAUGAUCUUCUUGUUACUUUGGUUGAGUCGUUGAGGGCAGCGAUUGGUAUGGACCCAAGGAUCACCAUUUCGGGUGAUGGUGGGGCGCUGGACCUUCUCUUCGUUCUUGCAAAACACGGUGCAGCCAAUUUCCAGCUGACCAUGAUGGUUAGUGAGGCUUUUGAGGACAUUGUUGAAGCUCUUGCUGGCAGAGAAACAUACACGGCUCUGUGUGAAAAGGUUCUACCAUCAUUGACUGGUGCAUUUGAUGUUGGAAACAUCACUGAAGAUGAUCCUUUAAUUGAGCUUGCUACGGAACUACUAGCAACUCUUACUGAGAACGGUUCUGAGCCACUUCCUCCGGGAUACGUUGCAGCCACCUUGCCAAAGUUGAACCGUCUGCUGAUGGCUACGACCGAAGGAGGAAUUCUUCGACCCGGUGUUGAAGCCGUUAAAUUCAUGUUGAUGCACGACCAUCAGCAAGUCUUUGCCUGGCAUGAUGAGGCUAACAGAUCUGGUCUCGAGGUAUGUUUGGUCAUCAUAGAUCGAUUGCUUGGUCCUGCCAUGGAGGACAAUGCGGCUUCAGAGGUCGGUGGCCUUGCUGCCGAAUUGGUUGAGAAGGCCGGCCAGGAGCGCCUUGGUCCUUAUUUGGAGCAGUUAUUAAGGGCAGUUGCUUCCCGUCUCGUCACUGCCGAAGCUGCACCCUUUAUCCAAUCAUUAAUCUUGGUCUUUGCUCGCCUGUCCCUAGUCGGUGCCCAAGACGUUGUAGAGUUCUUGAGCCGAAUCGAGCUCAAUGGACAAAGUGGUUUACAAGUUGUCCUCAGCAAAUGGCUUGAGCAUUCUAUUAAUUUUGCAGGAUAUGAUGAGAUUCGACAGAAUGUCAUCGCCUUAUCUAAAAUUUAUGCUCUAAAUGAUCCACGAGUUGUGCAAACAAUGGUCAAGGGCGAUCUGAUCAUCCCUGUCAGCGAUCGAAUUAUGACAAGAUCAAAAGCCAAACAAAACCCCGACCAAUACACAAUUAUCCCCGCUCCCUUAAAGAUCAUCAAGGUGCUCAUCGAAGAGCUUCUGUCUGCCUCCGGAAUUCAGAACGCCAGCCAAGCCGCUGCUGCUGCAGAAUUCGCGGAUGAUGAAGGCGAUGAUGAUGGCUGGGAAGACGUUCCCAAUAUCCUGGAUCUCGGUCUAGGUACCACCAAAGCCCAGCUCAUGGCAUACGGCGAUGGAUCUUCAAACUUCAUCAGACAACGUGACGAUGAGACCCAGGCCUAUUUAACCGACUUCUUCAUCAAGGCUGCAAGUGAGAACACUGCGGGCUUCAAUGAGCUAUAUGGCGCGUUGACGGAUGAGGAGAAGUUGAAGCUGAAUGAGCUUGCUCAUCAGCCGUAA